This is a messenger RNA of Vicugna pacos (alpaca), 5122 nucleotides long. The record is from RefSeq and is a predicted model, not a curated record. Lineage: Eukaryota; Metazoa; Chordata; Mammalia; Artiodactyla; Camelidae.
AGUGGGAGGGCAGGAAGCUGAGUCUGAGGGGCUGACUAGAGGGUAGAGCUAGUUCAGGAUAUGUGCUAACCGGGCAGGGCCAGGCUCUAGGGCGAGGAGGCGCGAGAGUGCCAGACGCGGAGUCGAGAGCCUCGCGGCACCCCACGCCCUUUGCUCCCAGGCACAAGGCCUUUCGCGACACGCAAGGGAAUCUCACCCUCUUCUACUGGAAGGAAGCUGCUGGCUGUGCGUCUGGGCUUCAUCAUCGCCUUCGAGCACGUGGUGUUCUUCCUGAGCCUCGUCGUCUGGCUCGUGCCCGACGUGCCAGCCAUCCUGGCUACCAAGAUCAAGCGCGGGCGCUACCUGGCCAAGCUGGCACUGGCAGACAACCGGGUGGCACUGCUUUCUCAGGGGCGCUGUCCCUGGAGCCCAGGACGUAGAGGCGAGUGAGGAGAGACUGCCCUUCCACGACGCUAGUUCCCCCAAGAUGCUUCCUUCAUUGGGGUCCUCUGCUUCCAGCCAGGGGUCUGGGCAGUACCUUGGCCAGCCGCCUCAAGGUUGCCUGGGAGCUGGGAUGAGAGGGUUAGGGUUCUCUGAAGACCCCUAGUCCUGCCUUGCCUCUCCAUGUUCCCAGUCUCCUGCUCUAUGUGCAGUACUGACAAUAAACCUCUCUUUGUGCCCCAUUGUGACAUCUCUCCAUGGACACCUGGUCCCUACUCACUCUGUGCAGUGUCUUCUCAUUACAUGAUGAUGCUCUGAGGGGCCAAAGUAGACAUGAAGGAGUGAAGGGACCUAACCACUCUGAACCGAGUGGUCACCAUUUGGUAGGGGAGAGUUCAUUAGUGUCUGGGUGUGGACCUCUUAUCCCAUGCGCUAAUCAAAGCCUAUAAUGUGUAAAUAACAAUAAAAGAGCUUAGCUAGAUCAGCUGAAAUACUUCCCAAUGGAUUUUCACACACUUUUCACCAGAUCCUUCCUAAAGCCCAGUGAAGCAGUACUGGGCAGUGGUUAAGGACACAAAUUGGUGGUGGAGUCAGACAGACCUGGGUUUGAAUAUUAGUUUUGACUUUUAUUUGCUGUGUGACCUUGGGCAAGUUCAGUCAUUAUCUGUGAGAUAGGGAUUUCAUAGAGCCGAUGGGAGAUUUAAAUGGGAUAAUGUGCUUAACCUGUGCAAGCCUCCUUUCCUCAUUUGAUUAAGUGGGAGAAAUAACAGUAUCUAUCUUCUAAGGUUGCGGUGGAGAUUAAAUGAAUAAAUAGAUGUGAAGUGCUCAGAAGGGUGGCCGGCACACAGUCAGUGUACAAUUAGAAUUAUUAGCAACAUGAGUAUUAGUAUUUGUAUACAUAAUUGUAUUAAGUGCCUGGCAAUUACCAAGUGCUCAGAUAAAUGGCAGGUAGUAUUAGGGAGAAAACAACUUCCCAACUUUCUCAGGUUUGUGAAGAUUGCAUGCCAGGUACAGAGUAGGCCCUCCUUACUAAAGGCUGGUUCUACUUGGGCUAUUUGAAUUGGUUUUUUGAGGGUUCAUUCAGUGUGGGCUAGAGCUUGGGAAGUCUGGUGGAGGAGGCUGCUGGAGGUGGUGAGGUGGGUCAUUAUAGGCAGCAAGGGAGGAUGGAUGGUUCAUGAGGAACUGGGAUGCUGCAAGGCCAGGAUGGUGCCAGAUGGUGCCAGGAUGGUGCCAGAUGGUCACAUCACAGACUUUUCACAAUUUUCGUCUCCCAACCAUAGAGACGAGUGUUCCCAUUUUAUAGAUGCUGUAGCCCGCUCUGAGAGAGUCAGUACACUGCAGAGUCCUCAGGGUCCCUGAGAAGUCUAAGGCGUGGGAGUUUCUCUGCAAAGGUCCCAGGAUGCUCCCCAGCCCCAAGAAGCCCCCUGCAGACGUUUCACAUUUGGGAAGCUCCAGAAGAUGGGUGACCUGUCCCCUGGGAGGAAAAGCAGUGCCUCUUCCAUCUUUAAGAUGUUAGUCUGGGGUCCUUCAGAGCCUCUCCUGGGCAUAGGACUCCCAUUGUUCCAGCCCCCCUCUUGUACCUCAGACUGGCCAAACCGGUUCUGGGGAAGGGGGCGGGAGCAGGCACGUUGAGACAGCCGCCUGCCCGCCUGCCCGCCUGCGAGGUUCCCUCCGCCCUUGCCUCCCCCCUCCCUGCCCCACACAAUACCUGGGAUCUUGCAUUGCCUGGCUCAGGGGCCAUGCUGACAUCGCCCCCUGAGGACCUGGCUGCAACCCCAGAGCCCCCAGGGUGGCCUGGAGCCCUGGACGUGCUGGAGGCUGGACGGAGCUCCCUGGCUGAGUUGACAAGGGUGAGGGGUUCUUCCUCGCCCUCCAGGGGCUUCCAGAACCCAAGUGGAGAGAAUCUCCCAGAAUACAAAGGAGCAGAGCCAGCUGGGCAGAGAGAGGGCUUCCCCUGCCGGAGCAGCCGAACAACAUCAGCAGCAGGCCUUGGCUGGAGAGGCCCAGGUGGGUGGCAGAGCAACAGAGGAAUGGACUGUGGGCCACCUGCCACCCUCCAGUCCCAUCUGGCUGGGCCACCUGGCACUGCCCACCACCCAGUAGCUGUGUGCCAGCAGGAAAGUCUGUCCUUUGUACAGUUGCCCACCCUGCAGCCCCCAAGCCCUGUGUGUCUGGAUCUCUUCCUCGUCGCUCCAGAGGAGCUGCAGGCGCCUGGCAGCCGCUGGUCCCUGGGGACCCCUGCUCCUCUCCAAGGGCUGCUAUGGCCAUCAUCCCCAGGAGGCCCAGACACUGAGAUCUCUGCCAGUGCAGGAAUGCGGCCCAGCAGGGCUGGCAGCUGGCCACACUGUCCUAGUGCCCAGGCUCCAGCUCCAGAGGGACCCUGGAGUUCCCAGCACCCACAGCCACAGCGCCGGGCCAGCCAUGGCUCAGAGAAGAAGUCAGCCUGGCGCAAGAUGCGGGUGUACCAGCGUGAAGAGGCCCUUGGGAGCCCCGAGGCCCAUCCUGUCUUCCUGGAGCCUAGCCGGGUGACAGAGCAGGCACUGAGCACAGAGGAGCCUGGGCCGCUGGAAAUGCCUGGGUCCACCCGAGUGGGCCUCGAGGGGCCUGAGCGGAGGCGCUUCUCAGCCUCUGAGCUGAUGACUCGGCUGCACUCUUCCCUGCGCCUGGGGCGGAAUUCUGCAGCCAAGGCACUGACUCCAGGGUCAGGCACUGGAGUUGCCCAGGAAGGGAAAGCGUCUGCAAUGGAGUCGCGCAGUAUAGAGAUGAGGGUGGACGCUAUGGCGAUGUCAGCCCCUGUUGACCUGAGCAGGGGCCAUGGCAGCUGGCCCGAGCCCAGGCUGGAUGCGCAAGAAGAGCCGGCUCUGGGUUCCAGGAGCGCCAGCGAGCGGCGCCAGUCACGGUUCCUCCUUAACUCCGUCCUCUACCAGGAAUACAGCGACGUGGCCAGCGCCCCGAGGCAAGGGGGUUCAGGCUGGUGUGGGCUUUUCAACCCUGCGUCCGCCCUCGCUCAGGCCAAGUUUGAGCUGAUCACGUCGGAGGCCUCAUACAUUCACAGCCUGUCGGUGGCCGUGGGCCACUUCUUAGGCUCAGCUGAGCUGAAUGAGUGUCUGGGGGCCCAGGACAAGCAGUGGCUGUUCUCCAAACUGCCCGAGGUCAAGAGCACCAGUGAGAGGUUCCUACAGGACCUGGAGCAGCGGCUGGAGGCAGAUGUCCUGCGCUUCAGUGUGUGCGAUGUUGUGUUGUACCACUGCCCGGACUUCCGUCGCGUCUACCUGCCCUAUGUCACCAACCAGGCCUAUCAGGAGCGCACCUACCAGCGCCUGCUCCUGGAGAACCCCAAGUUCCCCGGCAUCCUGGCUCGCCUGGAGGAAUCCCCCGUGUGCCAACGCCUGCCCCUUACCUCCUUCCUCAUCCUGCCAUUUCAGAGGAUCACCCGCCUCAAGAUGCUGGUGGAGAACAUCCUGAAGCGGACAACACAGGGCUCUGAAGAUGAACACAUGGCCACCAAGGCUUUCAAUGCACUCAAGGAGCUGGUGCAGGAGUGCAACGCUAGUGUGCAGUCCAUGAAGAGGACAGAGGAGCUCAUCCACCUUAGCAAGAAGAUCCACUUUGAGGGCAAGAUCUUCCCGCUGAUCUCUCAGGCCCGCUGGCUGGUUCGGCACGGGGAGCUGGUGGAGCUGGCACCGCUGCCUGCAGCACCCCCUGCCAAGCUGAAGCUGUCCAGCAAGGCGGUCUACCUGCACCUCUUCAACGACUGCCUGCUGCUCUCUCGGAGGAAGGAACUGGGCAAAUUUGCCGUUUUUGUCCACGCCAAGAUGGCCGAGCUGCAGGUGAAGGACCUGAGCCUGAAGCUCCAGGGCAUCCCUGGCCACGUGUUCCUCCUUCAACUCCUCCCCGGGCAACAUGCAAAGCACCAGUUCCUGCUGAGGGCCCGGACGGAAAGUGAGAAGCAGCGAUGGAUCUCAGCCAUGUGUCCCUCCAGCCCCCAGGAGGACAAGGAGGUCAUGAGUGAGGGGGAAGACUGCCCCCAGGUUCAGUGUGUCAGGACAUACAAGGCACUGCAGCCAGAUGAGCUGACCUUGGAGAAGACUGACAUCCUGGCAGUGAGGACCCGGACCAGUGAUGGCUGGCUGCAGGGGAUCCGCCUGGCAGAUGGUGAGAAGGGGUGGGUGCCCCAGGCCUACGUGGAAGAGAUCAGCAGUCUCAGUGCCCGCCUCCGAAACCUUCGGGAGAAUAAGCGGAUCACAAGCGCCACCAGCAAACUGGGGGAGCCCCCCGUGUGAUGGGCAGCCGUGGCCUGGGACACCAGCUCCACACUCGGCUCCCGGACAGGUCUGGAGGCGCCUGCGGUGCCUCCAUGCCCCAAGCUGCUGCUGCUGGGGCUUCUGUUCUGAGGCCUGGCAUCGAGGGUACAGGCUGGACACAGGAGGGGUUGUCCUCGUGCUCCUCGGCGUCCAUGAUUCAGAACUGAAGGUAGUUUCUUCCUCAGGCUUGGGGGCCACGACAUGUGACCUCUGAUGUCUGGCAAGGACUAGGGCCCUCUCCUUUUCCUGCUCUCGACCCUGCCUGACUCUGGGCCAGCACUGGUGCUGCUGGGUGCUGGGCCUAUAUGUGUAUGUAUAUCUGGAGUCUUCUGGCCUGAGCCCGUGUGGGCCCUGGUUGCUGUGACUUGUCUGUAAAUAAACUCCCAUAAUGCCUUUGC